This is a messenger RNA of Lactuca sativa (garden lettuce), 795 nucleotides long. NCBI's taxonomy places the organism in Eukaryota, Viridiplantae, Streptophyta, Magnoliopsida, Asterales, Asteraceae. The record is from RefSeq and is a predicted model, not a curated record.
AUGGAUGAGGAUAUGAGGAGGACGAGCUAUCAUUCCGUGUUGAGGGAUGAUAUACGUGAGUUUGUGAGCUUUUCAGGGUGCAAAAUCCUGAAUGAGAUGGUGGAGAAGGCCCGAGAGCGAGAGAUGGAGUUGGAGCUCCGCACCAAGUGGAAGCCAGAGCAAGCUCAAACAGCUAUAGGUCAAGCUAAGAAGCUUAAGACCUUUGAUUCUUUUGGUAGGGGCCAACAUGGCUGUGGUCGGUAUGCAAAAUGUAGGAGGUCGCACAGUGGAUUUUGUCGGGUGACGAGCCCGAUAUGUUAUACAUGUGGUCAGCCAGGCCAUGUGAGCAAGGACCGCCCCAAGAAGUGCUUGAUUUGUUUCAACUACAACCAGACCAGCCAUAAAAAGGCCGAUUAUCUUAGGUUGCAGGGAGGGGGAGGAGCGGUGGCGGCGCCUGCGCCCGCCACAAUGAGGAUCACUGAUGGCCGCCCUGCCAAGGCGGAUGCUCCUGCGGUGAAGAGCCACACAUUUCAGUUGACCACAAAGGAGGCUCAAGCAACGCCAGACGUCGUGGCUGGGACCUUUUUGGUCAAUGGUAUGUCGGCUCAUGUUGUUUUCGAUUCAGGAGCUACCCGACCGUUCGUAUCUCUUUCGCUUAGCAAGAAGUUUUGGGAUGCUCCGGGGACUUUGGAUUCCCUGCUUGAGGUUGAGAUCGCGGAUGACCGCACCGUGAGUGAUGCGAGGGUAUAUCAGGAUUGUGCCCUGGAUGUGUAUGGGGAGAGGUUCCGUGUCGAUCUGGUUUCGAUAUUGUUGUGA